This is a messenger RNA of Diabrotica balteata, 342 nucleotides long. The record is from the annotation of a GenBank genome assembly. NCBI's taxonomy places the organism in Eukaryota, Metazoa, Arthropoda, Insecta, Coleoptera, Chrysomelidae.
AUGUUUUUAGUGGAAAAUCAAAAAACAAUUCAAAAUGAAUUAAUUGAAUGCAUUUCUGGUUACAGAAAUGAUAAAAUUAUAACUAAAAUUAAAAACAGUCCAUUUUCCCUCCAAAUUGAUGAUACUACUGACAUAACGCAGAUUUCGCAGUCUUCAAUAAUAUUAGGAUGCGUAAAUUCUCAAGGACUAGUAAUUGAAAGGUUUAUGGGAUUUUACUAUGUAAGUGCCGGUAGAACAGCUGAGCAUUUGUUCAUUAUGGCUGCGAAAGUUUUAGAGCCUUUUCAAUACCGACAUAAGCUUGUAGGACAAUGUUACGAUGGAGCCAGUGUGAUGUCAAGGUAG